Messenger RNA from Seriola dumerili (greater amberjack), 3902 nucleotides. It is a transcript of the gene ccnd1, whose product is annotated as cyclin D1. The coding region runs from base 249 to 1127 and encodes 292 amino acids. Gene Ontology annotation, molecular function: cyclin-dependent protein serine/threonine kinase regulator activity. Lineage: Eukaryota; Metazoa; Chordata; Actinopteri; Carangiformes; Carangidae. The record is from RefSeq and is a predicted model, not a curated record. Gene Ontology annotation, cellular component: cyclin-dependent protein kinase holoenzyme complex; cytoplasm; nucleus. The transcript is spliced from 5 exons. Gene Ontology annotation, biological process: mitotic cell cycle phase transition; regulation of cyclin-dependent protein serine/threonine kinase activity; positive regulation of G1/S transition of mitotic cell cycle.
UGUGUGUGUCUUGAGCGCGAGGCAGGGGUUUUUGUCUCGCGGGGGGAAGCACUCUGUUCUUCAGAGGGCUCGCGCACACCGGAGGAGCAGCAGCACGCGGCAGCAGCAGCAGCCCCCGCGAGAGGAAAGUGAUUUAAAAAGCACCGACCGUCGCCUUGUGUCGCCCGUUUCCUCCACCACACCGCGUCACUUCUGCGGCGUCACACUCUGAAAAUUAUCGCAACAUUAAGGCAGAAGUGAAAGGCACCAUGGAGGACCAGCUGCUGUGCUGCGAGGUGGACUCCAUCAGGAGAGCCUACCAGGACGUCAACCUGCUCAACGACCGGGUCCUCCACACCAUGCUGAAGGCAGAGGAGACCUACCUGCCGUCGCCCAACUACUUCAAGUGUGUUCAGAAGGAAAUUGUUCCUAAAAUGAGGAAAAUAGUUGCUACCUGGAUGUUGGAGGUCUGCGAGGAACAGAAAUGUGAGGAGGAGGUUUUUCCCCUGGCUAUGAACUAUUUGGACAGAUUUUUAUCAGUGGAGGCCACCAGGAAAACACGACUACAGCUGCUGGGAGCUACGUGCAUGUUUCUAGCAUCCAAGAUGAAGGAGACUGUGCCCUUAACGGCGGAGAAACUCUGCAUCUACACGGACAACUCGGUCCAGCCUGGAGAACUCCUGCAAAUGGAGCUGCUGGUUCUCAACAAGCUGAAGUGGGACCUUGCUUCAGUCACACCUCACGACUUCAUCGAGCACUUCCUGUCCAAGCUGAAGAUCUACCCGUCCACCAAGCAGAUCCUCAGGAAGCAUGCCCAGACCUUUGUGGCGCUCUGUGCUACAGAUGUUAACUUCAUCGCCAGUCCUCCGUCCAUGGUGGCGGCAGGCAGUGUGGUUGCAGCUGUUCAAGGUCUCUACCUGAAGAGCCAAGACGCCUCCUUGUCCUCCCAAAACCUCACCAACUUCCUGUCGCAGGUCAUUCGCAGUGACCCGGACUGCUUGCGGUCAUGUCAGGAGCAAAUCGAGUCUCUGCUGGAGUCCAGCCUGCGGCAGGCUCAGCAGCUCAGCAGCAGCACAGAAACCAAACGUGUGGACGAGGACGUGGACCUGUCCUGCACGCCGACAGACGUCAGAGACAUCAACAUCUGAGACGACGGAGAGCUAUGUAACACCAAGACCUGACGAUCGAGGGAAAGUUGUGGAUAGGUGGUGGUGAUGGGAGGGCUGGGGGGGUGUGCCUCCUCUGAACUCAGCCUCCCCUCCUCCUCCUCCUCAUCCUUCUUCCUCCCGGUGGGCUGCUAUCGUGGCCGACAUGUCACUCGCAUACAUGCUGUCUGCUACGACUGCCGAGACGGGACAGAGCGCCCCCCGCCCCGCAACAACACCCCAAGUCACAUUUCCUGCCAGUGUCCCCUCCCAACCUGGGAAAUGAAAUGAACACUACAGAAGUGUAGCGGAGAAAAGAGACACUGAUGAGCGCCGUGGGCUGGAGCUAAAGCCACAAACAAACAUUUUACUAGAUAUUUUUUCUUAUUCCCACAAAUAUUAAACUAGGAAUCUUUCAAUUACCGCAGAGUCAACCUGCCUACUAAAACAUCCCAAAGUGUCGUGUACAGUAGGUUUGUAGUUUGUCGUCAUCUGAAUUCUGACAUUUACUAAUGAGAAGAGGCUUUUAUUGUUUUCAUUUCUUUUCUGUUGUAUCUACAAUGUGUUAGACUUCCUGUCCAAGCUGCCAUGUUUGUCCUGUUGCAGUGCAGACACUCACACAGAUAUACCCCUGCUUGCUUAUGUUUAGUCACUUUAAUAUAUAUCAUGUUAGAGUUCUUUAUCAGUUAGUGUUAUACCUCUUUUCUUUUGUAAACCAAGUGUAGUGUGAGACGCUCUGUGUUUGUGACCUGGUGACUGUGGGUUUCUGAUGUUCAGGUGUGGACAUGAUGACAUUCACUUUACCCACCUCACCUUGCUGCAGUUUGAUGAGAUCAAAUGGAUGCAGAUGCAAGCGGAGUCCACAGUCUGUGUGUUUUCUUUCUCUGUGUAGUUCAACCUGAAACCAUUCCAACUUUGUUUUCUAAAAGAAGCACUUUUGGUCAGCACUGCUGGCUCGUCUAAAAAAAAUCACAGUUUGAAAAACAAUAUGAAAACAGAGCCGGGGGUCUGAGCAGGAGUCAUGUGGUCAUAGAGUCAGAGCAGCACCUGGAUCUGAUUCGUCUGAUGGGACAGAGACCAGUAUGACAGAGAAACAGGACUGAAUGCUAAGUCUCAUGGAGCCAGUGUCUCGCCGUCACCGCCGUUCAAGUCUCAGAUCUGAGUUUUAGUUCGACAAAUGUUUCACACAGGCAAAGCCUCUCUCUCAUAUCAUUGCUUCAGUUCAACCUCAGUGUGCAGAGCCACAAGCUUAAGGUCCAGGGGUAAACAUAAAAAGAAGUAUUAUUUUUAUAUUGAAAAUAAUACUUUAUUUUUAUAUAGUAUUAUUUAUUUUUUUAGCGUGCAUUUUGUAGUUUGAUAACAAACUGUGGCUCCACCUACUGAUGUUGAACUUGAGCAGUGAGGUCAUUUCUGCCUCCAGAGCAGCCCUGCCCUCCAGAUGUAUUUGUGAAGCUAAAACUCCAGUCUGCCUGUAAAUCGCCAGGACAGCGUCUCCUCCAGUGCUCCAGCUCAGUUCACAUACUGCUCAUGGAUUCUGGGAUGGGGAUGAAGCUUAAAAAAAAGAGGAGUGUUGAGGCUAUUGACGUGAUUUUGCACAAACCUAAAAGACGUGGGUUGCGUUUCUUGGGGACUUGCCUAAAAAAAAAAGUGGAGCGCAAAGCUGGCAAGAGAACCGAGGGGAGAAAAGGCGGCAAAAAAGUGGCAAAAAGGGUGAAGGCUCAACAGCGAGGUGUGUCUUAACCCUGUAGAGUUCAAAUCAGGGUUCCUACACAGGCCAGGGCCGACGUCAGGAGCAGGUAGAUGUGUAGGGGGACUCUUCAAAUCACACUCUAGAGGAAGGACCGAGUUCUGUCCAACUGUGUAGGAACCCUGUUCAUUAGGUUUCUGAUUGUACAUUAAAGGAUAGAGAGUAGGAGAGAAACACUCCUUGUAUUCCGCUGCUAUAGAAAGUAAAUCCCAGCUACGUGUUUUAAAAAAAAAAAAAAAAAGAAAAAAAAAAAGAUGACAGACGUAAUGGAUUAAAAUCAAUGCUUUUCUCCUGUUUGCUGCUAUAUUUUUGGAUGUUUUUAUACAUAUAAAUGUCAAUAUACUGCUAUUCUAGGUUUGAAUUUUCUCAUAGAAAAUUGUGUUAUUGACAUCCUCAUUUGUUGCUUUUAUGUAGAUUCUAUGUGAUCAGUUUUUUUUGGUUUGUAAUUACGUUAAUAUGAUUCUCCGUACUAUUCCAAAAAAAACAAGGAAAAAUGAGACAAUGUACAGAAAUGCUUUGAUCCACAAUACCUCAUGUGACAGUCAAGAUCUAUCUCUAAUUUGUAGUCUUUUUAUUUGUUUAGUUGUUAUUCUAUUCUACUUGUUGGUUCAGUGCCUACUAGCUCUGUUAAACCUGCUUGAGAUGAAGCAUCCGUGAUGGAGAGCCGCGAGUCCAGGGCAUGCUUUGAUACUGGUGCCAUAACAGAAAAUGGGAUAUGUAUAACUCUGUUGAGUGUUAAGCUGUCUCGGUGAAAGAGACUUUAUCCCCCCUUUAGGCCCAUAGUGGCCUUCCUUCCUUCCCCCUUUUUAUAUUUAUAAAAGAAAAAAAGCUUUGUGCUCCAAGUUUCAAACUGUCAGUGAGUUGAUUUGAGUUUGUACAUAGAUUCAGUGUCAUACUCAGUAAGCCAUAGACUGUUUUUGUUUUUACAAAUCAUUCCACACAGUUGUGUCUACUUCAUGCCAGUUGUCUGCAACUGGAACAAACAGUGUAUUACUUGUGUCGACUACACAAUAAAACAUGUUUUAGAUGUA